Messenger RNA from Aphis gossypii (cotton aphid), 1560 nucleotides. It is a transcript of the gene tank, whose product is annotated as etoposide-induced protein 2.4 homolog. The coding region runs from base 261 to 1178 and encodes 305 amino acids. Gene Ontology annotation, cellular component: endoplasmic reticulum. NCBI's taxonomy places the organism in Eukaryota, Metazoa, Arthropoda, Insecta, Hemiptera, Aphididae. The record is from RefSeq and is a predicted model, not a curated record. Gene Ontology annotation, biological process: macroautophagy. The transcript is spliced from 7 exons.
CUUGUAAAGUUGAAUUAGUUGAAAAUAAAUCGUCAAAAAAAAUGAAAUUAAAUAGUAGAUACUGUAUACUUUGCUGCCAUGAACAAAAUGGUUCAUAAUUUGUAAAUAAUAAUGUUAAUAUUUCAAUAAUAUAUCAAAACGUAGUGAUAACGCGUCAACUAAUUUAUUUUUUAUUUUUUUGACUCCAUUUAUUCAUUAUUUAUUAUAUAUUUAUUAUAUUUGUUUAAAAUUCGACCAUUACUUAUAGAUCUAUUUUGAAAAUGGAUGAUAUAUUUGUAUUAUCUAGGACGGUGUCUAAAGGUGUUAUGGACAGUUUUAAAGGUGUCACUGUAUUGUUUGUUCAAAACAAACGACCAAAGAAAGUUGGCAGACCAGUAAACUCACCAAAAGAUCAAAAAAUGUUACAACGAAUAAUUCAAUGUUGUACAUUAAAUGGUGGCAUAUUUUGUUUAAGUAUAGUUAUUUUUGAAUAUGUUAUUCUACCUUCUCUAGGUUCUAUAAUGUCAAUUAUAUUUGGGCAUUUUAAUGAAAAUAUUUGGUUAUGGACCCGAUCGCUAUUAUCAUGGACAUUUGGAGCUGUAUGGGUCUUACCAAUAUUUUUGUUAAGCAAAAUAAUAAACAGCCUAUGGUUUCAAGACAUUGCAGACAUAGCAUAUAAACAAAAAAAAGGUGAUCCACAACAGUUGACACGUAUCAGUAAAGUGAUUGCAGACUUUUCGUUCAGUAUAGUUGUUCAAUUCUUAUUUCUGAUUCAAAGUUACUUAGUAAGUAUGGUGCCAUCAACAAUUCUUAGCAAUAUUCUCAGUAUUUUGCAUUUAUCAUUACUGUAUUCACUUUACUCGUUUGAAUAUAAAUGGUGCAAUAUGGGUAUGGAGCUAAACUCAAGGUUAUCCAUUAUUGAAAACUGUUGGCCAUAUUUCCUUGGAUUUGGGCUACCACUAGCAGUUGUCACAUCUUUGCCAGAAUCAUAUAUUAUUAGUGGUUGUCUAUUUUCUAUUCUAUUUCCUGUGUUUAUCAUCAGUGCAAAUGAAGUUAGUCCAUCUAAGAUUAAAGUAUUUAGAUUGAAACUAUUUGCACCGGUUCUAUCUAUAACUAGUACCAUAUUCAAUCGCUCCAUUGGCCCAGCUAUAAAAUCUUCAAUAAGUACUGUACCUAAAGCUCAAAAACUGCAUAAAUGAAGAAACAUAGUGAUGUCUUAACAUAUUAUAUAUAUAUAUAUUUUUAAUACCUUUUAAUUUACAAUUUGAGUGGAAAUUGAUGCUUUUUUACAUUUGAGGCUGUGUCACUAAAAAUAUACUGAAAUAUAUUUAUAGUUAAUAUGUUUACUUUAAUGUUCUGGGGAAUAAAUUUGUGCUUUUUAUUUGUGAAUAAAUGUACUUAAAAUUCAAGUUAACAAAUUGAAUUGUAUAAGAAUUGUAACUAACAGACUUUAAUAACAUUAUAAUAUAUAUAAUAUUUUAUUUACAUGUACGAAUAUUAAAUUAAAAUAAACAUUUAUAUAUUAUAUAAUAUGUCUAUAGUAUAUAUUAUUAUUUUUUUAAUAAGAAUAUAUUUUACAGA